Messenger RNA from Populus trichocarpa (black cottonwood), 1201 nucleotides. RefSeq names its product MADS-box protein JOINTLESS. Gene Ontology annotation, molecular function: protein dimerization activity; DNA-binding transcription factor activity, RNA polymerase II-specific; RNA polymerase II cis-regulatory region sequence-specific DNA binding. The transcript is spliced from 9 exons. Bases 304 to 978 code for a protein of 224 amino acids. The record is from RefSeq and is a predicted model, not a curated record. Gene Ontology annotation, biological process: G protein-coupled receptor signaling pathway; positive regulation of transcription by RNA polymerase II. Lineage: Eukaryota; Viridiplantae; Streptophyta; Magnoliopsida; Malpighiales; Salicaceae. Gene Ontology annotation, cellular component: nucleus.
CAUUUUGAGAAAAUUGCAGACAGUGACUUUCUUGCUUGGCUAUAAGAAGAAUCUUUCUUUUUCCUGCAAGCUAGGUCAAGAUCUCCUGGUUAAAAUUUUUUCUCUCUUAUCUCUCUCUAAAUGCCAUCGGUGUAGGGACUUGACGUUGAUUUCUGUGAAGUGUCGCGGCACCAGAAAAAGACAGGAUAGAAAUAGUUAAGAAGAACGGAAACAAAAGACUUCUAUCCAAUCCUUGCAAGCUCACAUCCUUCUUGCAUAGCUCCAUGACAGCUUGAAUUAGUGGGUGAGUUGAAGUGUUUUUACAUGGUGAAGAUGACUCGAAAGAAAAUCCAGAUCAAGAAGAUAGACAACACAGCUGCAAGGCAAGUUACUUUCUCAAAGAGGAGAAGAGGGCUUUUCAAGAAAGCUUAUGAGCUCUCAACUCUAUGUGAUGCUGAGAUUGCUCUCACGGUGUUUUCUGCAACUGGCAAGCUUUUUGAGUACUCAAACACAAGCAUGGGGCAAGUGAUUGAAAGGCGCAAUCUGCAUCCAAAGAACAUCGACACCCUUCAUCAACCAUCUCUUGAGCAGCAGCUUGAUGGUGGUGUGCAUGCCAUGUUGAUCAAAGAAAUAGCAGAGAAAAACCGUGAACUGAGGCACAUGAGGGGAGAAGACCUACAAGGAUUGAGCUUGGAAGAACUAAAAAAAAUAGAAAAAUUAAUUGAAGGAAGCUUGCGUCGAGUGGUGGAAGAAAAGGAGGAAAAAAGUACAAAGGAUAUCAAUGCUCUCAAGACCAAGGGGGAGCAAUUAGCAGAAGAGAACCAGCGAUUGAAGCAACAAGUGAUGAAUUUAUCAGCAGCACAAGGGCAUUUGCUCGAACCAGGCCAAUCCCCAGAUUCUUUAGUGACCAAUAUCAGCAGUAUGAGCUCAGCUGAUCCUCGCCAGGACAACGAUAGCUCUUGUGCUUUUCUUACACUAGGGUUACCUUUUCCUGAUUGAAUCCGAAAGAUGGAGGGUUAUCCAGCAAUAUUUAAUGGCUUAGAAGUCAUCAGUUUAAUUAUUAGUGUAUUACUACUCCUUGCAAAUAAAAUAUAUUACAUCUUGGCUUGUAGUUAAUAAAAUUCAUAUGUGCACUUUUCAUGUCUGCUUGUAGUUAAUAAAACUCAUGUGUGCUUGUUGAUUCAGUUGAUAUUUUUCCUAAUGGAAGGACUUCUUUGGGUAA